Aureobasidium namibiae CBS 147.97 is the source of this 1065-nucleotide messenger RNA. RefSeq lists its product as uncharacterized. Gene Ontology annotation, molecular function: nucleic acid binding. The record is from RefSeq and is a predicted model, not a curated record. Bases 1 to 1065 code for a protein of 354 amino acids. The transcript has 4 exons. Lineage: Eukaryota; Fungi; Ascomycota; Dothideomycetes; Dothideales; Saccotheciaceae.
AUGGCCAAAAACAAACAGCAACAGGAAAAGCCCACCCUCUCUUUCGAUGAUAUGAUCAAGGCAGAUCGUCAAAAGCGCAAGGCAGAGAAUCUUGCCCAGGAGAUCUUUGGCAAAGACCGUCGCCAAAGUGCUCCUCAGAACAACUCCAACAAGCGACCGCAAACGCCCUUGGGUGCAAGUCUGGCCAGUCGACGCUCAUCCUCGGCCGCAUCCAUCCCGACGCUGGGCAAACAACAGCAGUCUCGUGGAAACCAGAAGAACCGCAACAACCGUCAAUCACAAGGAGGUCCAGACACAAGAAGAGAUGCAGCAUACCAAUCCGCAGCACAACAAGCCCCGCCCGCUUCGUUCAACAUCAAGUCGCGAUCCUUUGCGCCUGUCGACAGCGAGAUCACAAUCCGUGGAGCUGCUGGACCGUACUGUGUUGUCGCCAGCAACUUUGCGCCAGGCACAACGGCCGCCGACAUUGAGAGCGUCAUGGCUCCCAUCGGUGGUGACAUGUCUGGCUGCAAAUUGAUCUCUUCUUCGCCUAACGUCAUGGUCGAAAUGCUCUUCCUGGACAAGGCCGGCGCCGACAAUGUUAUCAACACGUUCAACGGCAAGAAGGCUGACGGAAGGCUGUUGUAUGUCUACCUUAAGGAGGCCGGCCCAUCACAAUCCUUCCAUUCUGCCACGCCACGCAUCGCUUCACCAGUCGUCGUGGCACAAGCCGAACCUGCUCAAGAACAAGGAGCCGAAGACACGAUGGAGAUCGAGCAACCAUAUCCCACCGAGCCCAGCCCUCUUCCACCCCAUGAGCCUUCUCCCCGCCCUGCAUACAACAAUUCACGGUCUCGCGACGGUAGAGCCUCGUACCGCGAAGACUACGACCGUGGCGAUCGUCACGCACAACCAGACUAUCAAGAUGGAAGAUAUGGCUUCAACGAGCAACGCUACAACGAGCCGCGCUAUGAUGAUCGCCGUCCCAGAUACCGUGACGAGGGUCGCAUGUACUCGGACGACGUGAUGCGCGGUGGUUCUCGCAGAGGUGGAGGAGGUCGUGGCGGCGGUCGCUACCGUGGAUAG